AUCAGAUCACUAUUACUCCUCAGACUCAGAGAGCACUGACAGUGACAACCCGGAUAAAUUUAAAGCUAGAAAAAAAUGGCACACCACAAACGCACACUGUCAGUUUCUCUGCCGGUUCUGAUGAUGAUCGUAAUGACGGCGUCGGUGGAAGCUCGUAAUCUCCUCGAAGCCGACGACCUUCCGGAUAAUGAGCCUGAUCUUUCAGAGCCCCAACAACCCGUAGAAUUGCCCCAUUUUCCUUCUCUUCCUCAGCCGACGUUUCCGUCACUGCCGCAGCCGCAGCUGCCGUCUUUACCGCAGCCGGAGCUGCCUUCUCUGCCCAUUCCGCAGCUGCCGGAGUUGCCUUCGCUGCCCAUUCCACAGCUGCCGGAGUUGCCUUCGCUGCCCAUUCCGCAGCUGCCGUCGUUGCCUUCGCUGCCUAUUCCACAGCUGCCGUCGUUUCCUUCCAUUCCUAUAUUUCCAAAUCCAUCAUCACUUGCAGCAUCCAAAGCAUCUCGGAAGCCAUAAAUAAGGACCGAUUUCCACCUUGGCUAGCUUCUAUCUUGCUGCCCGGAUUGUGUCUAAUCUUUAAUAUUCUCUUGCUUUUACUUUUAAUUAAAGAUCUUUAUCUGUGCGGCCAUGUAUGAAUACACUAUUGCAUGCUUCUUUUAAUUACAAACUGCUUAAUUUACUUUGUAUGCAUAUGAUAUAUAAUAUCCAAAUAACUAUGAGUUAGUUCGACCAC
Messenger RNA from Ipomoea nil (Japanese morning glory), 724 nucleotides. RefSeq names its product ESX-1 secretion-associated protein EspE-like. The transcript has a single exon. The record is from RefSeq and is a predicted model, not a curated record. Lineage: Eukaryota; Viridiplantae; Streptophyta; Magnoliopsida; Solanales; Convolvulaceae. Bases 76 to 507 code for a protein of 143 amino acids.